Zophobas morio is the source of this 768-nucleotide messenger RNA. It is a transcript of the gene Pmi, whose product is annotated as transmembrane protein 11-A, mitochondrial. Gene Ontology annotation, biological process: inner mitochondrial membrane organization. Lineage: Eukaryota; Metazoa; Arthropoda; Insecta; Coleoptera; Tenebrionidae. The transcript has 2 exons. The record is from RefSeq and is a predicted model, not a curated record. Gene Ontology annotation, cellular component: mitochondrial inner membrane. The coding region runs from base 69 to 596 and encodes 175 amino acids.
UCGCCCCAUCCCCCGGAAAAUGUAACAUAACCUCAAUCUUCUCAUCGCACUUGUCAACUCUAAAAAAAAUGGAUGCAGCCGGUGACAGAUCGUUGCAUUCGUCCAACGUAGCUGUGAUCCGCGAGGUGUACGACAGCGAGUACUCCCAGCAAUGCUUUUCGAUGGAGCUGGAGAAGGCCCUCGACGCCUGCUGCACCGUCAUUGUGAUAGAGCCCAGUCAGCUGGGGGACGAGACCGCCCGCUGGAUCAGCGUCGGCAACUGUUUGCACAAGUCGGCUGUCUUCUCGGGGGCCUGCUCGGUCCUGUCGGGCUUCCUGUGGCCAGGGCGAGUGGUGCCGCAGGUGCCCUUUAGCAUAUUCUCCGCGCUGUGCGCGUCGCUGUACACAGUGUCCUGGCAGUUCGACCACUGCGUCAAGUACCAGGUGGAGAGGGACCCGCGGCGGCUGGCGCGGCUGCCCAUUCUGGGGGCGCUGACGGCAGCGUCGCCAGUCGUGCUCGUGCGGAAGGACAACACGAGGAAGAUCGUGUUGCACUGGACGGCGUCGCUGGCGGCGGCGGCGCUCUGCGUCUACAGAUUGUACCGCACUAUGAAAUAAAUUCUUGUUCUAGUUCGUGCGAUAGGUAAAUUAUUCUGUAGUUUUUAAUGAUUUUUAAUUCCAAGUUACAUCGAGUUUAGUACAAACACGGUCCGUCUUCCCGGAGGUAGUGUUUUCGAUCUGUUACAUGUAAAUAGAUGUGAUGUUUAAAUAAAAAAAACACAGAUUAGAA